Molecule: messenger RNA, 5778 nt
Organism: Thalassophryne amazonica
Lineage: Eukaryota; Metazoa; Chordata; Actinopteri; Batrachoidiformes; Batrachoididae
Product: lactase-phlorizin hydrolase
Exons: 17
Coding region: 1-5670 (1889 amino acids)
Biological process (GO): carbohydrate metabolic process
Molecular function (GO): hydrolase activity, hydrolyzing O-glycosyl compounds
Source: RefSeq, a predicted model, not a curated record
AUGACAGUUCUGUGGUGGAUUGGCUCCCUGUGCGUGUUGUUCCUUUGUGGCUGCUCAGGCAGUGCUGUGAAUGGACCAGAGGAAUUCAUGCUUCUCGCUGGUCCUUUGACCACAAACUCAGGAAAUAGAUUAAAUGAUGUCUUUGACUGCACUCGCGCCAUCCCUCCAGGCUCCAGACGACAAUUUGAGUACUUGCAGAGCAGAGGGGUGACCCACUUCAAAGUGCCACUCUCUUGGGAUCAACUCCUGCCUACGGGGGUCCCCGCCGAGCCACAACACAAUGUCCUCAACUGUUACCACGUCCUGCUGGCGCAGCUGGUGGAGGUAGGCCUCCAGCCUCUGGUGGUCCUACAUGGGUCCACUGUGCCCGACGCUCUGAGAUCAAGGUAUGGGGGUUGGGAGAGCCCAGAACUCUUAGAGAUGUUCAAGCAGUAUGCCGAGUUUGCCUUCCAGCAGUUUGGAGAACUGGUUUUGUCCUGGGUGACACUAAGCAGCCUGGAUGACAUUUGGCCAAAUAGGAAGCUUGAAGAUGAUCAAAGCAGUCUGCAACAUAUUCUGCAAGUCAGCAGGGACAUUUUCCAGCUCUACCACCGUUUUCCUGACAAAAAAGGACGACUAUCAGUUGCAUUGAAAUCGAGCGAUAUCGCUGUUCUGUCUCAGACUCCACCUUCAACAAUGGAUUUUGUGUCAGUACACAUUGAAUACAACUGCGCCUCCUCAUCAGACUUUACAGAGACGCUGAGAAGCAUACAGACAUCAGUUUCAUCGUUGCCAAUCCUAAUAUACAAGAUGACAACUCACGGUUGUUCCUCCAGUCAGUUCCAGCCCCUUGGCGAUGUACUGCAAGUUCUGAAAAACAAAGACCUGAAAAUUGUUGGAUGUGACAUGACACACAUAUUUGGGCAACUGGACAUGGCUUACACUCAACUCAGUUCUCCAGAAUACACUGAAAUGGCAGCUUUUAGAAAUACUUACCAGAGUGUUUGGGAUAAAUUUAAGAACCAAACCCCAGCAGAUCGAGAUAAUUUCUUCAAUGAACUGUUCCCUUCUGGUUUCCAAUGGGCCAUCUCCAGUGAGUCCUUCAAGGUGGAAGGGGGCUGGUCAGAAGACGGAAAGGCAGAAACCAUUUGGGACCGUUUUGGUCACGAAGGACAAGCCUUUGAAAAUCAAACAGCUGAUCUAGCUUGUGACAGUUACUACAAGGUGGAUUACGAUGUCUACCUGCUGCGAGGUCUUAAUGUCAACUCCUACCAGUUUUCCAUCUCCUGGGCACGUAUUUUUCCCUUUGGAAAACUAUCAGAGAAAGGGGCUCUCUACUACGACAAGCUGAUUAACACUCUGAUUGAGUCUGGCAUAGAACCAAUUAUCACCCUCUACCACUGGGAUCUGCCUCAGGCACUCCAAUACUAUGGGGGAUGGACCAAUGCCUCCAUUGUUGAAGCCUUCAGGGACUAUGCAGAUUUUUGCUUCUCCAGGUUUGGUGACAGGGUCAAGAGCUGGAACACCUUUAACAGCCCGUGGGUGGAGAGCCAUGCAGGGUAUGGAACUGGUCAAAAUGCUCCUGGAAUAAAGGACUACGUGGUUGCUUCUUAUCGGGUCACUCACAAUAUGAUUAAGUCCCAUGCCGAAGCUUGGCAUGUCUAUAAUGACAAGUACAGGAGAAAACAGGGUGGCAAAGUGGGCAUUGCACUGAACUCUGACUGGGCGGAGCCUUUGGACCCCUCCAAAUCUGAAGACGUAGUAGCGGCAGAUCGGUACCUGCAGUUCAUGCUAGGCUGGUUUACCCACCCUAUAUUUGUAAAUGGAGAUUAUCCUGCAACUCUAAAGACUCAGAUUGAAGCGAAAAUAAAAGGGUGCAACAAUUCUGAGCCUGCUGUUCUUCCAUAUUUCACUGCUGAAGAAAGCAAGAGGAUACAAGGAACUGCUGACUUUUUUGGAUUAAACUAUUAUACAUCACGGCUGAUCAAUGACACUAAUGGUGGCUGCAUCCCAGGUCCUGAGGGUGUGGGUGACUUCCAGGCACAUGUGGACCCUUCAUGGGGUACUACAGCAUCUGACUGGAUAUAUUCUACUCCAUGGGGACUUAGAAGACUUCUAAACUAUAUUUCUGCUGAGUAUUUGAGUGUUACCAAAGUGCCUAUCUACAUAACUGGAAUCGGGAUGCCCACUGAGUACCAUGGGGAUACUCUCAAUGACACUACUAGAAUAGAGUACAUGAGAAGUUAUAUCAAUGAGGCACUGAAAGCAAUAUUCAUAGAUAAAGUAGAGGUUCAAAGAUUCACAGUCCAGUCACUAAUGGAUGGAUUUGAGGGAAAACAUGGCUAUAGUCAAAGAUUUGGUCUGCACCAUGUUAAUUUUGAUGACGGCAACCGACCACGAACCCCAAAGCAGUCUGCUUAUUUCUACUCUCAGGUUAUUAAGCAAAAUGGAUUUCGUUCAAACAAAUAUGUACUUAAAGGAGUAAAAGGACAACAGACCAGUUAUUUAUCUCCUUUACCACCAUCAGAAGUUCCAUCUAAAUCAAAGGUUGUCUGGGAGAAAUUCUCACAUCAGUCACCAUUCGAGAGAAAACUCUACUACUACGGUACCUUUCCAGAAGGAUUCAGUUGGGGAGCUUCAUCUUCUGCUUACCAGAUUGAGGGUGGCUGGGAUGCUGACAAGAAAGGUCCUAGCAUCUGGGACACAUUUACACAGGAAGGCAGUAUUGCUAAUGGAAAUGUUGCCUGUGACAGCUACAACAGAGUUGAAGAAGACCUCUAUAUGCUGCGGGCUCUGAGGGUGAAGUCCUACAGAUUCUCUUUGUCCUGGUCCAGAAUCUUUCCUGAUGGUCAACCUGCAUCCCAGAACCAGAAAGGUGUUGACUACUAUAAUCGACUCAUUAAUGGCCUCUUAGCAUAUAACAUUACACCUAUGGUGACACUCUACCAUUGGGACCUCCCUCAAGCUUUGCAAAACUUCAGUGGCUGGGAUAAUGAGUCUAUGAUUGAAAUUUUUAAUGAUUAUUGUAACUUUUGCUUUAAAACCUUUGGCGACAGAGUAAAAUUUUGGAUGACCUUCAACCAGCCACAUACAAUUGCUUGGUCAGGAUAUGGGCUUGGAGAAAUCCCUCCAAAUAAUUCUAAGAAUCCAGGAACUGCACCAUAUAGAGUUGCACACAACCUUCUGAAAGCACACGCCAGAGCUUACCACACAUAUGAUGAAAAAUAUCGACAAACACAAGGCGGCAGAGUUUCGAUUGCCCUCAGUGCCGAUUGGAUUGAACCUAAGGAUGUCGAUGUUCCACGAGAGGUGGUGGCUGCUGACCGAGCUUUACAGUUCCAACUCGGGUGGUUUGCACACCCUAUUUUCAAGAACGGUGACUAUCCUGAUGCAAUGAAGUGGCAAGUUGGAAACAAAAGUGAACUCCAGGGUCGUCCUGAGUCAAGACUCCCUACUUUUACUGAAGAAGAAAAGAACUUCAUCAGGGGGACAGCGGACAUGUUCUGUCUAAAUCAUUAUACAACCAAGAUUGCAAGCCAUGCUACCUUGAGGCUUUCCCCUCCCUCUUAUCAGUAUGAUCAAGACAUAAAAGUACAAGAGGAGACUGAUUCACCAACCACUGCUAUCACGAAGCAGACAGCAGUGGCAUGGGGCAUGAGGAGGCUCCUCAACUGGAUCAAGGAGGAAUAUGGGGAUCCAGAAAUUUACAUUACAGACAAUGGUGUUGCAACAGCAAAAAACACAACUUGGGAUGACACUGCUAGAGUAUUUUUCCAUAAGACCUACAUUGAUGAAGCUUUAAAAGCGUAUGGCCUUGAUGGUGUUAAAGUGAAAGGAUACAUAGCAGCCUCUCUCAUGGACUCUUUUGAGUGGCUUCACGGCUACACUGUAAGGUUUGGGCUCCACCAUGUGGAUUUCACUAAUGCAAACCGACCAAGGACACCCAAAUACUCAGCACAUGUCUACUACCGGGUAAUAAAGGACAACGGUUUCCCAACACCAGAUGAUGAGAAGCUUCUUUAUGGAUACUUUCGCAAUGGAUUCCUGUGGAGCGCUGCAACAGCAUCAUACCAGAUUGAAGGGGGAUGGAGAGCAGAUGGAAAAGGUCUCAGCAUUUGGGACAAGUUUGCACAUACUCCUCUCCGAGUGUCCAACGAUGACAAUGGGGACAUUGCCUGCGACAGUUACAACAAGAUAGAAGAAGAUGUCGCUAUGUUAAAAAAACUUAAGGUGACCCAUUAUCGUUUCUCCAUAUCCUGGUCCAGGGUUCUUCCUGAUGGAACUACUGCAUAUAUCAAUGAGGUUGGACUCAACUACUACCACAGACUGGUGGAUGCACUGCUUGAUGCAAACAUACAAUCUCAGAUUACUCUCUACCACUGGGAUCUACCACAAGCUCUACAGGAUGUUGGAGGCUGGAAGAAUGACACUAUUGUUGACAAAUUCAGAGAUUAUGCCGAUCUCAUCUUUCAUAGACUUGGCCACAAAGUUAAACUUUGGAUCACCAUCAAUGAGCCGUACAAUAUUGCCAAUGUUGGUCAUGGUUAUGGAGCUGCUGCCCCAGGCAUCAGUUUCCAACCAGGUACUCUGCCCUACAUUGUGGGUCAUAACCUGAUAAAAGCUCAUGCUGAGGCUUGGCACCUGUAUGAUUCCAAAUAUCGGCCCACACAGAAAGGAAUGAUCUCUAUCACCAUUAACUCUGACUGGGCAGAUCCCAGAAAUCCAUACAAGCAGGAGGACAUUGAUGCCGCAAGACGAGUAGUGCAGUUCUACAUAGGCUGGUUUGCACAUCCUAUUUACAAUGGAGACUACAGUAGUACAAUGAAGACCAUUAUUCAAGAACGAAGCUUGAGUGCUGGUCUGCCAAAAUCUAGGCUCCCUGAGUUCACACCUGAGGAGAUCAAAAGGAUUAAAGGUACCUAUGAUUACUUUGGUUUCAACCACUACACCACAGUACUGGCAUUCCCUAUGAACUAUGGAGACCUUCAGCAUUAUGAUGGCGAUAGGGGUGCAGGAACAAUCGCAGAUCGCACCUGGCUGGAUUCAGGUUCGGGUUGGCUAAAGGUGACACCGUUCGGAUUCCGGAAAAUAUUAAACUUCAUCAAGACGGAGUAUGGAAACCCACCAAUUAUUAUCACAGAAAAUGGCAUCUCAGAACGGGGACCUGUUGACCUCAAUGAUGUACAGAGGAGCUACUACUAUGAAAAAUACAUCAAUCAGCUGCUCAAAGCUUACUUACUCGACAAUGUGGAUAUCUAUGGUUAUACCGCCUGGACGCUUAUGGACAACCUUGAAUGGGCCACUGGAUUUUCAGAAAGAUUUGGUCUUUUCUAUGUCAAUCGUUCAGACCCGAACCUUCCUCGUGUGGCUAAAAAGUCUACUGCAUUCUAUACCACCAUCAUCAACUGCAACGGAUUCCCUGACCCCGCCUCAGGGCCCCACAAGUGUCAGCGCCUCGAGCCUGAAGGAACUAGCAUACCGCCAAUACCGAUUCCCUUGAACGACAGCAGCGUGAGCUUCCUGGGUAUAAAACUCUCCCCUGAUGAUGCAGAGAGGGGACUGUACACCAUCUUUGCUCUCCUCAUUGUUUCAACGCUUGGGGCUGCUUGUUUGGCCUUUUGUUUUUUUAAGAGCAAAAAACAAAACAAGAAAAAAAGGUAUGUGGAAAUGUUUAGCAUGUCAGGAACAUGAAAAAAUGGAAUUAUGAAUGUGGAGUUGCACCUUUUGCAUCAACAUCUAGUCAAACUCUGUGUAAGAGUCUGACUGUAAAACUAUGUGUAAUCUUUCAGAAAUUAAAUA